Pogona vitticeps (central bearded dragon) is the source of this 2809-nucleotide messenger RNA. RefSeq names its product glucosaminyl (N-acetyl) transferase 2 (I blood group) (gene GCNT2). Gene Ontology annotation, cellular component: membrane. Gene Ontology annotation, biological process: transforming growth factor beta receptor signaling pathway. NCBI's taxonomy places the organism in Eukaryota, Metazoa, Chordata, Lepidosauria, Squamata, Agamidae. Gene Ontology annotation, molecular function: acetylglucosaminyltransferase activity. The record is from RefSeq and is a predicted model, not a curated record.
GUAGCAACGAUGCUGCCUCUGAAGCCUCCGUACCUGUUGGCGCUCCUUCUCCUCAGCGGCCUGGCGGCUCUGCUGGUUUUGUUCCAGAGCCAGCCUCGCCCGCCGCCCUCCCCAGACCUUCAGCGGCGGCGGGGGCGGCUGCCGCCCGGCCAGCCUCGGGAAGGCGAUCUCCUCCGGCCCGCCUGCGACGCUCUGCUCAAGGGGGAGAAAGCCUUCGUCUGGGGGAGCCCCCUCGGGACCUCUUUCGGGCGAUCGCCCUCCUGCCCGGAUUACCUGCGGGAGAGUCACUACCUCACGGAGGCCCUGACGGCCGAAGAAGCCGCUUUCCCCGUCGCCUACAUCGUGACCCUCCACAAGGACUUCGCGACGUUUGAGCGGAUCUUCCGCGCCUUCUACGCGCCCCACAACGUCUACUGCAUCCACGUGGACGAGAAGGCCCCCGCCGAGUACCGGCAGGAUGUGGAGAGCCUGGUCGAGUGCUUUCCCAACGCUUUCCUCGUCUCCAAAGCCGAGCCGGUCAUCUAUGCCGGGAUCUCGCGGCUCCAGGCCGAUCUGAACUGCCUGAAGGACCUCCUGGGGCACGGGAUCCGGUGGACCUACGUGCUCAACAUGUGCGGGCAAGACUUCCCCUUGAGGACCAACAAGGAGAUCGUCCAGCACCUGAAGGGGUUCAAAGGGAAAAACAUCACCCCGGGGGUGCUCCCGCCGCCUCCCAUCCAAGUCCGGACCAAAUACGUCUACAAGGAGCACAUCGGCAAAGAGGCCUCCUACAUGAAAAGGACCUCGGCCCUGAAGUCGCCCCCGCCCCACAAUCUGACCAUCUACUUCGGCUCGGCUUACGUGGCCCUCACCCGGCCCUUCGUGGAGUUUCUGUUCAGGGACAAGCGGGCCCUGGAUUUGCUCGAGUGGUCGAAGGACACCUACAGCCCCGACGAACAUUUUUGGGUGACGCUCAAUAGGAUCCCAGGUGUCCCUGGUUCCAUGCCAAAUGCCACAUGGGAAGGUGACCUGAGAGCUGUCAAGUGGAGUAAUUCAGAGAAGGCUCAUGGAGGAUGUCAUGGUCAUUAUGUCAGGAGUAUUUGUAUCUAUGGAACUGGUGAUCUGAAGUGGCUGCUCGGGCUCAAAAGCCUGUUUGCUAAUAAAUUUGAACUUGGAACAUAUCCGCCCACUGUGGAAUGCCUGGAACUGAAGCUUCGGGAAAGAGCCUUGAACCAGAGUGAGGUACCUGUGGAUCCAAGUUGGUACCUCUAGCAAAACAUUUUGUUUUUUUGUUUUAAUUAAAGUGAUGAAGGGAAAAAAAUGAUACAGAGCCUGCACUCUGGAAGGAAAUUUUUUUGGUUUGGAGCAAUGCAUCUUUCGGAUGUCCAAUACGGGUGCUUCUCCUGUCUUUGCACUAAGGCCGAAAUACAAAGACAGUGCAAUCUGCUUGUUAACGGAGUCUUCUUAAUAUUCUUGACAUCUGCAUCUCCUUUUGGGGGGAAAAAGGUUAUCAAGAUAUUCUUUGUUAAUGCUGUGAGAACAGGUUCUGAGUAAUGGAGGACAAAGACAGUGAGCGACGGGAUGGCAAAGCCUCACCAAGCGAUUGUUCAGAGAAACGGCUACAAUUUGGCAGCAUUGCCCCAAAAGGACCUCUUGACAGGACUUUGUCUUUGAACUCAGCUUGCCGUUUGGAGAAAUCGUACCAGCUUCGACUUGCCUUCAAAGCAUUACCCUUGAUCCUGCAUAGGUCAAAGCUCACAGUACAAACACACGGGUGCUGGGGGGGGUUUCCAUUUAUCUGCACUGUCUGCCCAUGGAGAGCCAGCACACCUCCUCAGCAGUGGGAACCUCACGUGUGUGAGCAGGAGAGCAAAACAGAAACGGGAGGUGGGAAAGGCGUUUUUAUAGCUCCAAAACCAUGUUUACACUUCUGCCAUGUUUGACAUAGAGGCUUAAUGAUCCUGGAAGUGGCAAAGGGAAAAGGAAACCGCCAGGGUGCAAAAGAACCCAUAAACCUAUUAGGCCAGAAGUGGCUUGUGGUUAAAACAGGGGACACCUUAUCCCAUAAUAUCCGAACAAGAGCCCCUCCACUUGCACCACAAAGUCCCUAUUAGGGCUGAGUCCUAGAGUCCUGUCUCUAUUCUACUCCUUUCUUCAGAGUAGGGGCAGCCUUCCUCACCUAGGGGUUAUGGGAGUUACUGUGCAACCAUCCACAAGGCACCAGACUGAGGAAGGUCAGCUUUGGGAAUCGCAUGUGCUGUCUGAUAAAAUUAAGAGGGAAUUAACUUCUCCUGGUUUCUAUGAAACAUGCUCUCUCUGGAGGGAAGAUUGAAAAGAUGAUAAAAAAAAUCCCAGGAAAGAAAAAGUUUGAAAAUAAUAAUAAUAAAACCUUUUGAAAUGUUUUUCCCCCCUCCAGGAUUGACAAUUAAUUCUGAGGUCAAUCCUCAGAAUUUGUUCUUGCACCUGGAAUUUUGCAGGAAAAGAUUGGCCAAUGUAAAAACAUCUGCUAGUUCUUGCUUGUUAUCCACUAUAUGCAUGAAAAUGAGAUGUAAAAUUUGGAGCUUGCUGGCAGAGCUUGGAAUUUUUACCUUGUUUUGAAUUACAGAUGCUGUAAUCCUGGGGUGGGAAUCCUAUGAUUUAUAGUCCAAAAAUAAUGUUUUUCAAAGCUCUGCUAUGAUAAUAAUCUCUCUCUGUUUUUGUGUCUUCCUGUUAAUCAUGUGUCCUAUGUCUCAAUUGUGGUUUGUGAAUGCUUGUACUUUUAAAUGAAUUGAAACUGUGAUUUUUGUUCCCACUGAGCAAACAUAUUUGAAGAUAAAGAACAAGGUAUUUU